AUGCUACGUUCUUGCACCAUUUGGGCCUACAAAAAUGGUUUACCAGGAUAUGUGCGUUACAAGUCCUCUUUUGCUGCUGCUUUGGAGACCGCAGCUAGGUUAGUAACACCCAAAAGUUUAUUGAACAACCCGAUUUCGUUAGUUUCCCAAGAAAUGAGCACAUUGGCUAAAAAUAUUGUGGCAUUGAUGGGGUCUGGUCAUCCCACCUUAAACAGAGUUACUGGCUACUACUUUGAAGCCGAGGGUAAGAAAGUUCGUCCCAUGCUGGUUCUUUUACUUUCUCGAGCCCUUGCCGAAAUUCCAUUAACGGAGAGGAACAAAAUCAAGGUUGACUAUUCGGAUGUCCCAGAGGACCCCGUUUACUCUAAACCUCCGCAGUCUCUACUAUUUCAGCAUCCCGCCAGAAACAUAUCGCCGCUGCAUAUUCUUCAUGGAAUAAAGCCCCUAAAUCCAUUGACAAAAGGGCCAGAGCCCUUGCCCGAGGAAUUCGAUAAGGAGAGAGGAAUUUUACCAAAACAAAGAAGGCUAGCAGAAAUUGUUGAAAUGAUACAUACUGCAUCCCUUCUUCAUGACGACGUCAUCGACUACUCUGACAGUCGGAGAGGCCGCGCAAGCGGCAAUGUAGCCUUCACCAACAAAAUGGCCGUUUUAGCAGGAGACUUUUUACUCGGAAGGGCUACAGUUUCUAUAUCUAGACUUCGAAAUCCUGAAGUUGUGGAGUUGGUUUCCAAUAGUAUCGCAAAUUUAGUUGAGGGUGAGUUUAUGCAGCUAAAAAACACUGCAAUUGAUGAUGAUGUUACCACCAUUUCUAACGGAACGCAAAAAAUUCCUCCACCUUCUCAGAAGUUAAUGAAUACCGUUCAUGAAUAUCGUGUUCCAGUUGAAACUAGCCAGCUUCCGCAGUCCAUUGUAGCCACGGCUUUUGAGUACUAUCUCCACAAGACAUACCUUAAGACAGCCGCUUUGAUUUCUAAAUCAUGUAGAGCAGCCGCUAUAUUAUCGGGUGCCCAAGAAUCCGUUGUCGAUGAGUGUUACAAUUUCGGGAAGAAUCUGGGAAUCUGUUUCCAGUUGGUGGAUGACAUGCUAGACUUCACUGUAUCCGCGAAAGAACUAGGAAAGCCUGCGGGUGCAGAUUUACAGCUCGGAAUUGCAACGGCUCCUGUGCUUUACGCUUGGAAAGAGGACUCGUCUCUUGGACCCCUCAUUCAACGUAAUUUCUCUCAACCAGGCGACGUUGAAAGAGCAGCUGAGGCGGUUGCUACUCACGAUGGUGUGAUGAAAACACGGGAGCUUGCUCACGAAUAUAGGGAUCGUGCGCUUGCUAAUCUUCGUAAUGCCCUCCCCGAUUCAGAUGCCCGCUCCGCCCUGGAAUUCUUAACUAACAGCAUUCUGACCAGACGUAAAUGA
Messenger RNA from Lachancea nothofagi CBS 11611, 1407 nucleotides. NCBI's taxonomy places the organism in Eukaryota, Fungi, Ascomycota, Saccharomycetes, Saccharomycetales, Saccharomycetaceae. The record is from the annotation of a GenBank genome assembly.